This is a messenger RNA of Camelus dromedarius (Arabian camel), 1146 nucleotides long. RefSeq names its product TATA-box binding protein associated factor 9 (gene TAF9). Bases 111 to 908 code for a protein of 265 amino acids. NCBI's taxonomy places the organism in Eukaryota, Metazoa, Chordata, Mammalia, Artiodactyla, Camelidae. The transcript is spliced from 2 exons. Gene Ontology annotation, biological process: RNA polymerase II preinitiation complex assembly; DNA-templated transcription initiation. The record is from RefSeq and is a predicted model, not a curated record. Gene Ontology annotation, molecular function: RNA polymerase II general transcription initiation factor activity; transcription coactivator activity; protein heterodimerization activity. Gene Ontology annotation, cellular component: transcription factor TFTC complex; SAGA complex; transcription factor TFIID complex.
GUACACCAGGGGUUGGAAAAACCACGCUAGGCAAAGAACUUGCAUCAAGAUCAGGACUGAAAUACGUUAAUGUGGGUGAUUUAGCUCGUGAAGUCUGAUCACCGGAUAUCAUGGAGUCUGGCAAGAUGGCUUCUCCCAAGAGCAUGCCGAAAGAUGCACAGAUGAUGGCACAAAUCCUGAAGGAUAUGGGGAUUACAGAAUAUGAGCCAAGAGUUAUAAAUCAGAUGUUGGAGUUUGCCUUCCGAUAUGUCACCACAAUUCUAGAUGAUGCAAAAAUUUAUUCAAGUCAUGCUAAGAAAGCUACUGUUGAUGCAGAUGAUGUGCGAUUGGCAAUCCAGUGUCGUGCUGACCAGUCUUUUACCUCUCCUCCCCCAAGAGAUUUUUUAUUAGAUAUUGCAAGGCAAAGAAAUCAAACCCCUUUGCCAUUGAUCAAGCCAUAUUCAGGCCCUAGAUUGCCACCUGAUAGAUAUUGUUUGACUGCUCCUAAUUACAGACUUAAGUCUUUACAAAAAAAGGCAUCUACUUCUGCGGGAAGAAUAACGGUUCCACGGUUAAGUGUUGGUUCAGUUACUAGCAGACCAAGUACUCCCACACUUGGCACACCAACCCCACAAACCAUGUCUGUUUCAACGAAAGUAGGGACUCCAGUGUCCCUCACAGGGCAAAGGUUUACAGUACAGAUGCCCACUUCACAGUCCCCAGCUGUAAAAGCAUCAAUUCCUGCAACAUCAACAGUUCAGAAUGUUCUAAUUAAUCCAUCAUUAAUUGGGUCGAAAAACAUUCUUAUUACCACUAACCUGGUGUCAUCACAAAAUACUGCCAGUGAAUCAUCAAGUGCACUGAAAAGAAAACGUGAAGAUGAUGAUGAUGACGAUGACGAUGAUGACGAUGACUAUGAUAAUUUGUAACCUAGCCUUGAUGCAUGUAACAUGUAUACUUGGUUUUGAAUCCAUUGUACUGAGCUUAAACAUGCAUGCUGGAUGUUUCCAAGUUGUUUUAGAAAAAUAGUAUUUAAUGAGUAAAUAUGGCUAUCAUUUUUCAAUUGAGAUGUUGUAUUGGACUUUCUUUAGUAGGAGUAGUAAUGGUUUUUUGUCAGCCUUUAAGUGUAAAAAAUAAAGUUGUAAUUCAUCAGUUUGAUUGUUGGUA